UCAACUCUCGAAUCCCCUGCUUCUCCGAUCCACCCACCAGACAGAGGACCGCCGUCCCUCGUCGCGAUCAAAUCCGCGAGUGAAGAUGACACCCGCUCACCUCUUCUCGUACACCAUCAUCGGCGACCCAGGCGUCGGGAAGUCGUGCCUGGAGCAGCAGUUCACGGCCAGGGCGUUCCCGGAGGAGCACGAGCCCACCAUCGGCGUCGAGUUCGGCACGCGCACCAUCGCCGUCCACGACAAGCGCGUCAAGCUUUACAUCUGGGACAUGGAGGGCCGCGAAACGUACGUAUCUGUCACUCAGCAGUGCUACUACAGAGCUGCUUGUAUCAUUUUGGUUUAUGAUAUCACAAGGAGGGAGACUUUUGAUCAUAUUGCUGUAUGGCUAUCAAGAGCAAGAAAGCUAUCGAGAGCCGGUGUAACAUUGGUGCUGAUCGGGAACAAAUGCGAUCUGUCUCACAUGCGUGCUGUCGGCUAUGAGGAAGGUCGAAAGUUUGCCAAGAGGCACAAACUGGUGUUCAUGGAGGCCUCUGCAAAAACCACACAAAAUGUUGAGGAGGCAUUCGUUGUGACCACCGAAACAGUAUACCAGAAAGUCGAAGAUGGUGUCAUCGACUUGUCUGAAAAGUUUGUUGGAUUCUUACAUAUGCCUGAGAACAUUACACCGAGCCAAUCUGGAGGUGUAGCUGGAUCAUCCUAUGGAAGGAGUAAUUGCUGCUUGGUCUGGUGCCGAAAAUUGGCUUGCCAAUACGCAGGCAAGGCAAAAAAAUGGCUGUCAAUUGGUUGGCAACCAAGUUACUUUGCCAACCUCUCGAAACUUGGGAAUUUUUGUCAAGCUUUGGAGUUGCCGAAUGUUGGCAUGCCAAUAUGCUGGCUAGCCAAUUUUUGGCUGUCAGCCAAGCAUGCUCUGAACUCAUGGCGCAAAAACGCACAAUUGGUUUGUGCGUUUGUGCGCAUCCGAUCAACGCACAAACUCGUAAGAAGAGGAGACUUUGUCUCCCCUAUAUAUGUUUCUCUUGGUUUGGUAUAA
Messenger RNA from Triticum aestivum (bread wheat), 1030 nucleotides. Its product is annotated as ras-related protein Rab-2-A-like. Gene Ontology annotation, molecular function: GTP binding; GTPase activity. Lineage: Eukaryota; Viridiplantae; Streptophyta; Magnoliopsida; Poales; Poaceae. The record is from RefSeq and is a predicted model, not a curated record. The coding region runs from base 86 to 1030 and encodes 314 amino acids. The transcript has 6 exons.